This is a messenger RNA of Etheostoma spectabile (orangethroat darter), 2226 nucleotides long. It is a transcript of the gene c21h10orf88, whose product is annotated as chromosome 21 C10orf88 homolog. The coding region runs from base 272 to 1552 and encodes 426 amino acids. The record is from RefSeq and is a predicted model, not a curated record. NCBI's taxonomy places the organism in Eukaryota, Metazoa, Chordata, Actinopteri, Perciformes, Percidae. The transcript has 9 exons.
CUGUUUAGUGACGUCAGACCACAACAUCCCCCGUCGCGCGCGCUACACGACAGCUGUAGUUAGCGAUAGCAGAAGUCAGACAUGCAUCGUUUUAGCAUCAAGUAAACAUCAGAAUCAAAUUCAUCAGUAGUUAUUUUAUUAAAAUACGUCCAAUGAAAUGCGAAGACGAAGAUUCAGAAACCGGAAGAAAACAAGCUAGUCAACGGUUUCUAUUGGAGCAAUUCUAAGCCUGUCUCCUAUAGGUUAUCGCCCCCGUGGUCUGAGCAGCAUCAUGGUGGACAUUGCCGUGAAGAGCGGAGCUGCUUGGGUCUGCUGCGUUCAGGGACAUCAGUUGGCCGAUGUCCUGCUUCCUGUUCACAUCUGGAACAGAGAGGAUCACGAAGAGGAGCUCAGUCCGCCAGAAGGAGGCAAGACAAAUGGGGGUGGCCCGGUGCUGCUGGAGCGGACGGAGGAGGGGUCUCCGUGCGUCCUGACGCUCCACUGCACCCCCCGCUCCUCUACUGCCAUCAGCCGCCUGCUGGUCAUCAGCGAGGCUCGGACCAUGGAGGUGUACAGCCAGACUGGGGAAUACUGCGGGACAGUACGCGGGGAGAGGGGCGACAACGUCCAGCCAGACAGUUCAGAGAGAGGCCCUUUUUACAAGAAACAGCUGAUCCUCGAACAUCCAUCCUCAGCCUGUGACGUCAAGCUGCUCUCCCUGGGUGGUAGAAGCAGUGUUCUGGUGUGUCGGGUCAUCGUGGGCCUUCAGCAGCUCCAGCCCUGCGCCGCCCGCGGCCCCGGCAUCGACAUGCAGCAGGUGCAGUGUCUGGUUGAGGAGAUGGGAACGAGCCUUUCUCCAGGAGCCCAGAACCUCAUGGACAUGGUGCACUUUCAGCAGAAGAACCAGAGCAGCUCUCUGGGCGGCUUCCUGCCUCUCCUGAUGGGAGGUGGAGUUUUCUCCGCCCUGGCUCAAGGAGCCACCAUCUCCCCAGCAGCCGUCAGCAAGCAGCCCCCGCCUGCAGACUCCAGGCCUCCAGUCGGCUCCAUCCGACCUGCAGAUGAAGCUCCGCCGGCUCAGAACGGAGCGAUGUCGAACGGCUCUGUCGCCUGCUCCCCCGACCUGCCGCUUUCUGGUGUCAACACUGAGAAAAUAACGAGCAGCGAGAGCGGGGGCCCCGUGAGCCACGCCCAGAUGGCCGAGAUGAUGUCUCACUUCCUGAAAGGCCAGGGGCGCGGUCUGAGCUCCGGCCCUGAGCUUCUGCCCAUGCUCCAGAGCCUCUGUGGACAGGUGACCAAGCUGAGGCUGGAUGACGCCACAGUGAAGGAGAAGAUGACUAGAAAUGGCACAUGGGAGCUGGACCCGGCCAUGGAGCGUCGUCUGGAGGAGAUGGAGAGGAGGCUGAAGGAGCAUGUCGACCGCCGCCUGGACGCUCUGGAGCAGAAGCUGGAGAAGGCCCUGCUGAGCGCCCUGCCGCACGUCGUCCUCGGCCAGGGAGCCAUGGGCAGCGGGGGCGGGGGGGCAGCAUCCACAGACGCGUCGCAGCAGACCGACCCGACACCGACCACACACUGAGCUCAGAACCGCUACAAGACUAACGCAACAUGUAACCUAGAAGCCUUUCUGACUCUUGACCUUCUCCAACUAGACCUUAGUGGCAGCGGGGACGACACAGAUACUAAAAUGUUAGUUUUUUAAGACUGAAAUGGGAAAUAUGGAUAGAAUAACACAAUAAUCUCCUAAAAUGUAAAAUUGUCUUCAACUACAAGUCUGUAACGGUUGGUUUGGGUUUUAUCUCUGGGAAAAUAGCAAAUGAAUGCGACCCGGCUCGACAGCCGAAGGGAAUGUCCUGGAUGUGGGAUUGUUUGUUUGGCUGAAGGAAACCAAGAAACGUGGAACUGCAGAGAACCCAGACCCGUAUCACACACAUCAAAACACGUCCUGUGGCUGCAGGGUGUUCUGGAAAUACAUCACGAAACAAAAAUGUAGGGCUGACCUCGACUAAAGAAAUCCUUAGUUGACUAACACAUGAUUUUGUCGACCAAUCGAUUAGUUGAUUUAAUCGACAGAGCCUUUGAGAAGUGGUUGAGACUAGAAAAACACAAUAUAAAUGUAGUUAAUUACCCAUCUGUAAAACUCAGUUUCUACACAAUUAAUCUUGCAAAAAGCACCACUUUAAAUCUUGUGUUCACCAGAAAUGUGCUCAUUAGUUUCUUGGAAAUGAGUAAUUAAGCAUGAAUAAGCAUAAA